AUGGCGACUCGAUGCCUCGCUCGUCGCGCCCUUCUCUCCACCGUUUCUCACUCCUACACCACGGCCGCAGUCGCCUCCUCCUCCUCCUCAUCCGGCGUCCCCUCCAGGCCCGCCUUUGUCUUCCGCCUCCGGCCUCUCGCCGCCUCCGCCUUCUACUUCCACCGCCUUACCCCGGCGAUAUCGACAAGGGGGUUCGCCACCGGGCAGGGGACGUCUUCCCUGAACGAUCAGAACCCGAACUUGUCGAAUAGGCCCCCGAGGACUGUGCCCGACAACGGCUGUGAUUUCGAGCACUGGCUAGUGGUCAUGGAGCCUCCGGAUGAGAAGGCUACGCGGGACGAAAUCAUCGAUUCGUACAUCAAGACUUUUGCUGCGGUCUUGGGGAGCGAAGAAGAAGCUAGGAUGAAGAUUUAUUCAGUCUCUACGAGGUGUUACUUUGCCUUUGGAGCUCUUGUGUCCGAAGAGCUUUCUUACAAAAUAAAAGAACUUCCUGGAGUUCGUUGGGUGCUCCCGGAUUCAUACUUAGAUGUGGAGAAUAAAGAUUAUGGAGGUGAGCCAUUUAUCAACGGCCAGGCUGUUCCCUACGAUCCCAUAUACCACGAGGAAUGGUUGAGAAACAACUCACGGGCCAAGGAGUCGGAGAUGCUCUAUGACAAGGAGAAGAAUAAGAAGAUCGGGAAGACAAAGGAGACUCCCCAAAUAUCCAAAACUCUGCCGGUCGUGAAGACCAAAAAGGUUGUCGACCCCCAGGUCGAUAAAAAUAAAGACAAGCAGGUCGUCGACGCCCAGGUUGGGGAUGACAAGAACAAGAAGGUCGCCGACCCUGGCAAGAAGCGGCCACACAUCUCAACCGGCAAGAAAGAUACGGUGGUUGACUGCGAGUCCCGGGGCAAGAAGAUUCGGGUCGAUGAAGACACGGUGGUCUUGCCUCCCCGCUCCAUCGUCACUGCGGCUAAGGGCACGACCAUUGUGUCCUACCUGGCAAACGUCGUGCCUCAUGCCGACACAGGUCGAUGGGGAAGCGAUAGGAAAAAGCGAGCUAACGAUGUAGCUCGAGGCCUCGGACAGGUCCUUGCUGGGUUAGUGCCCAUGCUUAGUGACGACCUGCUCGAGAACAACGAGCUUCAGAAGGAGCUGGCUCGACGUAAGGAGAAGUCCGACCUCCUCAGUCAGCACAACCGACAGCUGACCACCAAUAACAACGAGCUGAACAAGAGGGUGGCUGCCUUGAACACCCAUAAUGAGCUUCUCAUCGCACAAAACAAGGAGCUCCGCCAGAAGCUGGUCGAACAGACAGCUCGUCAUAGUGAUAACCUCAAGGUGGUCGAGCAAAGCACUGAAGCCAAUGCUGCUAAUCAAGAGACUAUUCUUCUACCUCCGCCGUGA
Messenger RNA from Striga hermonthica, 1386 nucleotides. The record is from the annotation of a GenBank genome assembly. Lineage: Eukaryota; Viridiplantae; Streptophyta; Magnoliopsida; Lamiales; Orobanchaceae.